CCGAUGUGCGAGUACAGAACAGUCGUCGAAGUCAGCCCCAACAUAGCGGAGCCAGCGAGUAUAUAGCACCACGUUCCAGACCUAAAUCAACAACACACAAAACUCACACACACACAACAUGGGAGACUACACCUGGAUUAGCACCAACGUUUACGGAGCCCUGCCCCCAGGAGCCAUCAUUGCCGGCCACGAUUCCGACCAGGAUCCCAUCUAUGUGGGCCGCGCCUACCACAAUGGAGAGAUGCUGCCGGCGAAGGUAGUGCCCGGCAAGCAGCAGGCCUAUGUGCCAUGGGGCGGCCAGGAGAUCAGCAAGCACGACUUCGAGGUCUUGGUUGGUGAUCACUUCUCCUGGAUCCCGUCCAGCGGCGGAUCUGUACCGCCCUUCGCCAUCCAAGUGGGCCAGACCGGCGAGGGUGAGCCCCUGUACGUGGGUCGUGGUUACUUCCAGGGCAGCCUCACCCCCGGCAAGAUCCAUCCCUCGCACCAGUGCCUGUACAUCCCCUACGGCGGACAGGAGCACCGUCUGGAGGCCUAUGAAGUGCUGGUCCAGCCGGAGACUUGGAUUGCCUCUUGCGGACGCGGCAUUGUUCCCGGAACAGUGGUUGGCGGACACGACUCCGAUGGCGACCAGAUCUUUGUGGGUCGCGCCUACCACGAAGGCGAUUUGCUGCCAGCCAAGGUGAUCCCCAGCAAGGGCUGUGCCUAUGUGCCCUACGGAGGCGGUGAGGUGGUCAAGCACGACUACGAACUGCUGGCCGGAUACGGAUACGGAUGGGUGCACGACAGCCACGGCAAUGUGCCCGGCAAUGCCGUUCUCUGCGGCCGCACUGCCGACGGAGAGCCCCUGUUCAUCGGCCGUGCCCACCACCACGGCAGCCUCACUCCCGGCAAGAUCCACCAGUCGCACCACUGCCUCUACAUUCCAUUCGGCGGCGAGGAGGUCCGCAUCGACCACUACGAGGUCCUGGUCAAGGGCUAAGCUGCUACGGCUACUACAAAGUCCCCCCCCUUCGUCUGUCUACUAAUUUAUAGCUCAUCUUGUUUCAUUAAAAAUGUCCUCCGUUAAACCAA
This is a messenger RNA of Drosophila teissieri, 1071 nucleotides long. RefSeq lists its product as uncharacterized. Lineage: Eukaryota; Metazoa; Arthropoda; Insecta; Diptera; Drosophilidae. The transcript has 4 exons. The coding region runs from base 119 to 979 and encodes 286 amino acids. The record is from RefSeq and is a predicted model, not a curated record.